GCCCCGUGACGCGCGGCCGCGGGUGCGCAGCUCGUCUCGCGCUGGUUCGUCUCGUGCGCCUCAGUUGAAGUAGCGCAGGAUGCGGCUGUAGCCGUGGUUGUCGGACCCGAAGGCUGUCGCAGACCGCGCUCAUGAUUCCGGAGGAUCGGCUCAGAGACAUGGAGGAGACGGGCGGCGCCAGCGCGUACGGAGCGCCGCUCGCCGGGGGCGGCUUCGACUUCUACAAGUUCAUCCGACAGCCGCAGACGAUCGUGCGGGUCCUCAGCUGGGUGUUCGCCCUGGUGGUGUUUGCCUGCAUCACGACAGAGGGACACAUCAACAGCGUCCACAGCUCAGAGGUUUACUGCAUCUUCAACCAGAACAACUCGGCGUGUCAGUACGCCGUGGGCAUCGGCGUCAUCGCCUUCCUGGCCUGUGUGGCCUUCCUGGUGCUGGACGUGUACCUGCCCUUCAUGAGCAACUCGCAGGAGAGGAAGUACGCUGUCAUGGCGGACCUGGGGUUCUCAGGCGCGUGGACCUUCCUGUGGUUCGUGUGCUUCUGCCUGCUGGCCAGCCUGUGGGGCCGCACCCACGACGUCAGCGGCAUCCCAGAGGACGCGGCUCGUGCCACCGUGGCCUUCUCCUUCUUCUCCAUCGCCACCUGGGGAAUCCUCACCUACUUUGCCUUGUGCCGCUUCCGGCGUGGCGUCAGUGAAGUCACCCUCUCCACCUACACGGAGCCCCAGCCGGAGCUCCACACCCCGUACCCUCCCACCUACGCCCCCACGUCCUACAACCCCACCACCUACACCCCCACCACUUACUCCGUGUAUCCCAACAUCGGGCCCGACGUUCGCCAGCAGCCUCUGAACCCGCAGCCUCAGGGGGACGCGGGCUACCAGCCGCCCAACUACUGAGGCAGAGGCCGCACGGACAUGGCGGCGAUCCAGGUCCCUGCAGCGGCACUGCACACACAGAACGACAUCCUAUUGAUUUGGUUUUACAGUUGAUUUAACACCGAUUCCCACGUGUUGUCAGAUCCGCGAGGCCGAGCGGUGCAGCUGCAGCUUCUGGAUGAGGAACAUUGUGGUUUACAUCAAAAGGUCUUGGGUCAGAUUUCAGGACAUCACAUUAUUUGCUGAGAUUACUGCUGAUGCUCAGGUUAUCUGACCUUAGGCCUGUGUGCAACUAUGCAACUUUUACCUCAAACGGGCGGACCCUGAAGUAGAAGUAGAUAAAAUGUACACAGGAGGGCAAAGGUCACACAAUGUAUCAUAAGAGAGGUUGUUUUUUUUCAGAGCGCUGGCGGUGAACACUGAAUGUGUUUCACAUUACCUUCAGUUGGAGCCUAUGAUCAUUAAGUUAUAGAUUUCACUAUGCAAAGUUGUUUUAGUUGAUGUAUGUGACUGAUUUUCUUUCCAGUGGGUUUAGUGGCUUUCUUCCCUUUUCAGAGCAGUAUUUGGCCUGUAACUGGCAGACUGCAGUAAAACGCCCCUGUAUUCACCAUAUGUUGCUGACAGAAGAAAAGACAAAAGAUCCUCACUUUUCUUAACUGACAUGGCAAUGCAACAAAUCUGUCUUGAUAAAAAAUGGGUAUUAAACCAUAAAUGUGUUCAUCAGAAUAUGAGUUUCAACUUGUAGCUAACAUUGGAAUAAACCGAAGGGAAAAGAAUGUACAUAGCUGUGCACUUCCAGUAAUAAACUACUGAGCGUGUCCUCACACUGAAGCAUUACUUAUUAUCUGCCGGCAGCAGUGCUUCCUCUUCAGCCUGUGACCAGACACUUCCUCCCAGCUCUGGGUGAUAUUCAGCUCUCUGAGCAGAUCCGUAUCUCCUGCUCAGUCUUUUGUGUGUAACCUUUGGAGGCUGGAAUCAGCCUGUUGGCUGUCGCAGUCCCCGCCUCAGAGAGGCUACUGCUUUGUGGCUUUGACGGUUUAACAGCUCAGCUGCCUGCUGAUGUGGAGGUGUAGGCACUGAAACAAUGUGCACCGACGCCCUGGUAGUAACAAUGUAAAGAUAUCGAUGAUCAAGUUUGUCCCUUGGAAGAAAGUAUUACUGAGGCCAGAUACUAAGAAAAUCAUUCAGACUGUAGUAUUGUUUUUUUGAGGAAAGAAAAUGAAUGUGAGCGUGAUGUACUGAUAGAAUACUGACAUUAUAAUUUAGGGUACAGCUGUGUAUCACAGCUGCCUCCACUGCUGUGCUUGAGUAACGAUUGUGUGUUUUCAUGCUCCAGAGAAUUAGUUCCAUCCUUUUGUUAAACAUUAAAUGUCUCCUGCUAUACCAGCUCUAACCAGCGCCUUCCUGUAAAAUAUCAAAAUUGUACCAAAAGGCAGCAGUUUAAAUUUAAAGUACAAAGCUGCAGACUUUGUGAAGUUAAUUAUAUUUUGGUGAAGGUUUUAGAUGCAGACCGUAAUGCUUCUGGUUGGCUUGAUUUAUUUCUUUUCACAUGAUUUGAAAGUUGGUUUUGUCCAGUGAUUUGCAAACCUCUCAUUUGUUGUCAUUUCAACGUGUCAAAUGCACGGCCAUGAUUUACUUGACACUUGUUUAUAGAAUAAACUUAUUGCUAUGAUAGUCAA
This is a messenger RNA of Betta splendens (Siamese fighting fish), 2554 nucleotides long. RefSeq names its product synaptogyrin 2b (gene syngr2b). Lineage: Eukaryota; Metazoa; Chordata; Actinopteri; Anabantiformes; Osphronemidae. Gene Ontology annotation, cellular component: synaptic vesicle membrane; neuromuscular junction. The coding region runs from base 132 to 896 and encodes 254 amino acids. The record is from RefSeq and is a predicted model, not a curated record. The transcript has 4 exons.